This is a messenger RNA of Penaeus monodon (black tiger shrimp), 838 nucleotides long. RefSeq lists its product as uncharacterized. Bases 122 to 748 code for a protein of 208 amino acids. NCBI's taxonomy places the organism in Eukaryota, Metazoa, Arthropoda, Malacostraca, Decapoda, Penaeidae. The record is from RefSeq and is a predicted model, not a curated record. The transcript is spliced from 5 exons.
GGAAAUCCUGUAACCAGUGUAUUAUCUCCAGUACCACGUGUGUAGUGUAUACGCCUUGACUGUCCCUUUUCGAUCACUUUCUCUUUUUUUUCCCGACCUGAUGUGAACACGAAGGAAAAUAAUGUUUCUUGGGAGAUGGUGGCUUAAGCUUGUGUGGUGGAGUUGGUUGGUUUACCUCGUUGCGGCUCAGGAAGAAUGCGGUCCUUGGCUCACCUCCACCUCCAGCAUCGAACUGGAGGUCGACCUUGACCCCAAAGAGAACGCCUUCCUGUGGUUCAAACCCGAGGGAGACUUUGCUCGGGUCACCUUCUUCAUAGUGCCGAGGACCAUCGAACCCUGGUCCUUCGUGGUGACGAAUGCCAGCCUCAUCAAGACCAUAAUCCUGUCUCAGCCCACGGCGAAGAGGCAGGGAAAGAUCGUAGGACCUUUUAUAACGACCACCUCCUUCGGAUUCGAUUCCAUAAGAAAGCUCAGCGUGACCAGCAACAUCACCGUAUUUUGGAAUGUCUGUAACAACCCCUAUGUCUGCGCCACGCCUCCCUCGCCCGACUGUUCCGGAGCCCGUGAUAUCGUGCUCGGCGCCCUUUUAACUGUGGUCUUGGUCGUGGCUGUGGGCGAGGCAGGUUACAUCUGCUACAGGAGAAGGAAGGAGGGGGCGUCUCCUCACUCCGCCAAAGCCACGAUCGAUAGAACGGAUUCGGACACGAUUUACGAAGAAUGGAAUGAUAAUUGGCGGUCGAGAAGAUAAAGAUUGGAAUGAAGAAGGAAGAUAAAGAUAGGAAAUAAGACGGAAGAUAAAGAUUGGAAUGAAGAAGGAAGAUAAAGAUAGGAAAUAAGA